This is a messenger RNA of Pantherophis guttatus, 4848 nucleotides long. NCBI's taxonomy places the organism in Eukaryota, Metazoa, Chordata, Lepidosauria, Squamata, Colubridae. The record is from RefSeq and is a predicted model, not a curated record.
UCUCUGUCUCUGUCUCUGUCUCUCUCUCUCUGUCUUUCUCUCUCUCUGUCUCUUUGUCUCUCUCUCUAUUUCUCUCUGUCUCUUGUCUCUCCCUCCCUCCCCCUCUCUCUGCGUUUCUCUGUCUCUCUGUCUUUCUCUUUCUGACUGUUUCUCUCUGUCUCUUGUCUCUCUCUCUCUUUCUUUCUCUGUCUCUCUAUUUCUCUCUGUCUCCUUCUCUCUGUCUCUCUGUCUCUUCUCUCUCUGUCUCUCUCUCUCUAUUUCUCUCUGUCUCUUGUUGCUCCCUCCUCCCCCUCUCUCUGUGUUUCUCUGUCUCUCUGUCUUUCUCUCUCUGUCUCUCUAUUUCUCUCUGUCUCUUUGUCUCUCUCUGUCUCUCUGUCUUUCUCUGUCUCUCUGUCUCUCUGUCUUUCUCUGUCUCUCUGUCUCUCUAUUUCUCUCUGUCUCUUCUCUCUCUCUAUAUAUAUUUCUCUCUCUCUGUCUCUCUGUCUUUCUCUCUCUCUCUCUCUCUCUAUUUUUCUCUGCCUCUUGUUGCUCGCUCCCUCUCCCUCUCUCUGUCUUUCUCUCUCUCUCUGUCUCUCUCUCUAUUUCUCUCUCUUCUCUCUCUCUCUCUCUCUGUCAUCCCUGCUGUUGCCAGGGAUGAGUGGGGCAGGGUCACAUUGUGGCUCUGUGUUGUAAUGGGCUCCAGGAGGAGGAGGGGACCCCAUCUCCAUUGUGAAGUGUGCUAAAUUUCACUGUGCUGUGUAAGGCGCUGCAAGAGCAGUGGGCAGGCCAUGGAGGUGGCAACAGCUCUGAGCCCAAAGCGGAGGGAGGCAAGGGCUGCUUUGAGCAGAAAUGUACCACGACAAAGGUGGAGUGCUGUUGCCACGCAAAGGCACUUUGCUCUGAAAGUGGAGCGAGUCUCCAUCCCCCACCGCUGCCCUUACCUUCUCAGGGUAGGCGAGGAGUGACUGGGAUGGGAGGGGCAGGGCCAGGGCCAGCCAGUGGUGGGAUCAGCUGACAGGGAGCUGCAGCAGAGGGUGGAAAGAGCCGUAUGUGGUUCAGAGCCGCGAUUGCAGACCCCUGGUGUUAGAUCGGCGCAGGGAAAGAAUACGCGAGCAGCGAGGUCCGUUCAGCACUUUAAUAGUGAGAAUAAGAGCAGCUUGCUGCGCUGCCGGGCUCGCCUUAUAAAGAGAGCCGACAGGCAAGCCGGCGAAUGACAGAACUUUAAAACUCCCACCGGUGGACUAUCCAAUCCGGCAGCAUGACCAUAUAUGGACAUAACACCCCUCCCCUCCUAGUUCUUAGUCUCUCUCUCUCCAUUGGUCACGUAUGUGAUGUAGUCACGCAGGUAGGCGGGGCGCCUCACAGUCCUGGCUGACCUGCGCAGAUCACUUCUUGCCUCGUUGUUGACCUGUGCAGUUGAGGCACUUGUCUCCUCCGGUUCCCGCCAUGGAACCAUCCAGAAUUUUGCUGUCGAGUGUGCGGACUCCAGCCCAGCACCUCCGGCUGGAUUCUCGGGACUCCCCGUCGGCCCCGGAGAGCGAUGUCUCGGCUCCUGCAACUCGCCCCUGAUCAGGACUGGCUGGCCCGGACUCGGCUGCCAUCGAAGAUGUCCUUGAACUCUUCAAGGAGCUUGUCGAGUUCGUCCUGCCGAAUCUGGUGGAUUCCUCUGAUUGAGACCCCUAGCAGCUCGAACCACUCCACUCCAAGGAGGGUCGGGCAGCUGUCCUUGACGAUGGUGAUGGGUUUUCUCUUCGGUCACAGCCCAAACACAGGAGGGAAGGUGAGAAGAAGAAUGACUGGGCUGCCUCUCCUUCUGCUGCUGCUGCUCUUCUGGCUCCUGCCUCCAACUUCUGCUAAGAGGAAGCAAAGUGUAUGUGUGUUGACAAACCCUUUCCAGACUCCGGAACAAUGGGACUAUUACAGGUCUGGUGACUUCAUCAUUGGUGGGAAUUUGAACCUGCAGACCUUUGAUCCCUUCAAUUUUCAAGACUAUGAAAACACCUUAUUCUCACGUCUUUUUGGAAAGGACAUCAUCAGCAAGAACUACCAGCAGUUCCUGGCUUUGAUGUUUGCAGUCAGAGAGGUCAACAAGGAUCCGGUUCUCCUGCUCAACAUCACCCUUGGCUUCCACAUCUACGACAAUCACAAGUUGGAGAGGAGGAUUUUCUUAUUCAGCCUCUCCCUGCUCUCCACACGAGGACAAAUGGUCCCAGGUUACAAAUGUGACCAGCGGGAGCCUCUGCUCUCUGUCAUUGGAGGUCUCAACUCCAGAUCCUCAAGGCUGAUGGCCUCCAUCUUCAGCAUCUUCAAGGUCUCGCAACUCGGUGUUGGCUUUGAGGUCUCUCAAAGAGACAGAAGAGUUUAUCCUUCCUUCUUCCGGAUAAAUCCCAAGGAAUUUCCUCAGUAUGAGGGUUUAGUCCAGCUGUUCCUGUAUUUCCAGUGGAACUGGGUUGGGCUGGUGGCCCCUGAAGAUGACAUUGGAGAACAUUUCAUCUCAAUUUUGAUGCCGAUCCUGAAGGAGAAGGAGAUCUGCCUGGCCUUCAGCAACCUGUUCAUUUCUGAUAACAUUGCAAAGUUGGAUUUAAACUCCCUUCUCAAAAUCUUAUUGAAAGCUGAAGUGGUUAUUCUCUUUGGAGACUUUAGAAAUGUUUCAUUUUUCCUGAGCCAUUUGUAUGAUGAUUUACUCUCUAGAAAGUCCCCGUUUUGGAAAGUUUGGCUAAUAACUUCCCAUUGGACAUUUGGUGCGAUAAGAUAUCCAUACAGUUUGAGAGUUUUAAAGCUCUUGCAUGGAGCUUUGCAUUUUAGAGACCACGCCGGGGACGUCCCCGAAUUCAGCCGUUUCCUCCUGUCUUUAGACCCUUUGAAGCCCCAAGGGGACGUCUUUCUCCCACUAUGGUGGCAAAGGGUCUUUAACUGCAGGUUCCAUAAACCAACUAGGUCCUACAAACAAUGCACAGGAAAGGAGAAUUUACAGAAUCUGCCAUCUUACGUGUUUGAAACAAGCAUGACGGGUGAAAGUUACAACAUCUACAAUGCUGUUUAUGCUGUGGCACAUGCGUUACAUGCAAUGCAUGGAUCAGGAAUGCGACCAGCCAUGAUGAGGCUUGGAAAGAGGAUCUCCAAUGUCCCGUCAUGGCAGGUAAUCCCUGGCACUUUUUAAUCCAAUCCACAGAGAGGAAACUUCCCAUAAGUAUUUCUUGAGUUACGAAUGAAAUAUCUGCAUGCUAUUUAUUUGCUGCCUAUUUCGCCAUGGGCCUACUCUAGGUGACUUACUACAAUAAAAAUGAAGAAACGAAAAGAGUGUAAGCAAAACAGAAGUAGAAUAAUAAAACAAUAAAAUAAAUAAUGAGAACAAAAUACAGUACAAGAAUACAACAACAUGAUGACCGAACAGUUGGAUGGGUGGACAGUAGCGAGCAAGGGAGGGGGAAUAGGAGUCUGUCCAUCAAUCCAGCAGCCCCCCUCCAGCAUGGAAGUGCCCCAUUGAGUCCGGUCUUCAGCUACCUACGGAAGGGAAGGAUGGUGGGGGGAGAUCUUAGCUGAGAAAGUGGGAUGUUCCGAAGAGAGGAUGCAGUAGGAUCUAGGGUAGGGAUGGCUAACCUUUUCUGGAUGGAGUGCCAAAAGCAUGCAUGAACCCCCCAAAUGCGAUGCACGUUCACUCCUGCACAUGCACUAAUGACCCCCUGCAUGGCCCUCACCCCUGUGUGUGCAUGACCCAUGCAUGUGCCCCAACCCUGUGCAUGCACACAUGAUGUCCUGCACAUGCCCCACCCACGCAUGUGUGUGCACCCCCCGCAUGUGCCCCACCCCUGCGCAUGCUCAGCAGAGACCCGACAACCAUGCGUGAACUGGGGCGAUGUCUUGCAUGCCCACAGAGAGGGUACUUCAUGCCACCUGCGGCACGUGUGCCAUAGGUUUGCCAUCAAACUCACCACAUCACGUUGCCAUCACAUGACGUAUCAUGAUGAUUUUCCCUUGACGGAGCUGGGGUGGGCGUGGCCUGCAUGUGACGCAUCCGGCCCGUGGGCCACCAGUUUGACACCUCUGGCCUAGGGUCACCGCAGCCGACUCACCACGGGAGAACCCUGCAGGACCAACUUGCUGUGGCCAACUCAUGUCUGCACCCAGUUCACCACAGGUCUCCCGCUGCAGCCGAUGCAUCCUGGGUGUUUAUCCUCAGCUGGCCCUCUGCUGGCAUUCCCCACCUCACUGGUCAACCGCCAGUAGCGAUGGAGGCGGGUGGUUUGGAGAACUGGUAGCAAAAAUCCCUGCCCCCUCCCCAUACCUAGCUGAGCCGCACAAUCAUCAGAGGCUUUUUUUAAACUUUUAAAAGCAUUUUUUAGGCUUAGGCCCAGGGUAUUUGGUGGACCAUCUGUGGCCAGUGACAGCUCCCCAUCGCCCGGUGUGUUCCCACAGGGAGGGCCUCCUUGGGGUGCCGUCAGCCAGAUAAUGUUGGCUGGUGACCUCUAGGGAGCGGGCCUUCUCUGUGGGCGCACCUACCGUGUGGAAUCAGCUUCCCCUGGAGCUCCGGGUGGCCCCUAACCUUCGCUCUUUCCGCCGUGACCUUAAAACAUGGUUAUUUUGCCUAGCUGGUUUGGACUGAAGGGGUUUUAAAGGGGAUUUUAAUGGUCUUUUAUAAUCCUAUUGGGUAUUUUAAUAUUGUUUUUGCUUGUUUUUAUUGUUGUGAGCUGCCCUAAGUCCUUCGGGGAUAGGGCGGCAUACAAGUUUAAAUAAUAAAUAAACAAAUAAACAAAUAAACAAACAAACAAACAAACAAACAAAUAAAUAAAUAAAAUGUUUGUACAACCUCUUUGGCCAAAAAAAUGUUUUUAAAAGUUAAAAAAAAAAGCCUCUGAUGAUCGCGUGGCU